UACGACAUUUACCGGUAUAACUGCAAAUGAACUGAAUUACUGAAUGGCACAAUCUGCCAGCUAGCUCGGAAGACCUUGCUCAGUUGCACCUGCGAGUCCACAUUACCUUGCAAGCCAUUUUCUGUAGUUAUUGAACAGUAAACUGACUCGCGGUUUGGAAGCUCUCAGUCACCAUGGAUCCCGAACAAAUGGAGAAAGAGCUCAAGGCUCUUGGGGCGUUUGUUCAGCGCCUCUCCGGACUGUUCAACCCGGCAGCCUUGGAGGCUGCACUCCAAAUGAAGCCCCGGGAAGGCGAUAUAUUCAUCUCGACGCCAGCCAAGGCAGGCACAACGUGGAUGCAGCAGAUCUGCCAUCAGCUACGCAGCGGCACCGGGGACAUGGAUUUCGAAGAGAUCAGUCAGGUCGUUCCAUUCAUAGAGAUUGCAGCCAACGAAGGUCUAGACCUGACUAGUGACCACCGGUUCGCGCCGCGCGUCUUCAAGACUCACCUCUGGGAGCCGCAAACGCCCAAGGGCGCGCGAUACAUCGUGGUUGCGCGCAAUCCGUAUGAUGCCGCUGUGUCCGGAUUCAAGUUCCAAGAAGGCUGGUUCUUCGAGACUGGCUCAAUCUCGCUGGACACGUUCGUCAAUGGGAUGGUCUUGAAAAUCGGUGAGCCCAAAAAGAACGGUAUGUGCAGCCUGUUUCAUCACCUGGCAUCCUGGUGGCCCCGUCGCGCCGAUGCCGAUGUGCUGUGGGUGUUCUACGAGGACAUGAAAGAAGAUUUGCAGACACAAGUGGAGCGUGUGGCUGCCUUUAUGGGCAUCACAGACCCAGCUGCCAUCUCGCAAGCCGUCCGCAAGUCAACGUUCGCCUUCAUGAAGGAGCACGAACUGCAGUUCAGUGAACUGCCAAUGAAGCGUAAAGUGAACCAGAAGCUGGGCUUGCCGCCCGACGCCGGCAUGACAAACGGGAAAGUCCGCGUGGGCGGUGGCCAGCGGCACUUGCUGAGCGAUCGUAACAAGGCGGGAUUAGACGAACAGUGGCGCAAAGUGUGCCAACCGGUCAUGGGUCAUGCCAGCUACGACGCCUGGCGGGAAGCUUGGAAAGCCGAGCAAGCAUCAAAGAAAUAGGUCCACAUCGCCCUUCCCGGAUUGUUUAUAAUAUUCUCGUCAGGUUUCCGGCACCGUCCAUGCCGGUAGGGUUUACUGUUUUUUACGCGCGUGCUCGCCAGUUGCACACCUAAACGUGGUAUUCAACGUUGUCCAUGUAGGUCUCUGUUGGCAUGUUUUAGCGCAACAGCACUAUUUUUUUUUGCUGGAGUAGCUUUGUAUAAUUAUAACGUCAAAGAACUUGGCCAUGUCGCCAUGAAUCAGGGGGACAGGCUAAUGAUGUAAUAAGAAAUAUUUUGUUGACAUCCCCUUCACAUUAAUGCCUAUGAGUAAUACUAGUGUACUGUAA
Molecule: messenger RNA, 1437 nt
Organism: Sycon ciliatum
Lineage: Eukaryota; Metazoa; Porifera; Calcarea; Leucosolenida; Sycettidae
Product: sulfotransferase ssu-1-like
Exons: 1
Coding region: 174-1109 (311 amino acids)
Biological process (GO): sulfation
Cellular component (GO): cytoplasm
Molecular function (GO): sulfotransferase activity
Source: RefSeq, a predicted model, not a curated record